AUGUUUGCAGGUCUGUUUCAUCGGGUUGUGCUAUCGAGUGGCUCGGUGUUAAGCCCGUGGGCGUCUGUUCACGAUCCGAAUGACCUACGGUUGAAAGUAGCUGAGCAAAUAGGAUGUUCCACCGAGAACGACGAAGAUAUUGCCGACUGUCUACGCGGCGUUCCUCUUCGUGAGCUCAUGGCCGUUGAACUGCCGGAAAUCCGGUUCGUGCCACGGAUCGGGCCGGGCUUACCAGUGGACCAAAACAAUCCUGAUCCAGGGUUGGAUAUGGAAAGGGUCAGCGAUACGUUCAUCAAAGUACCUUUGAUCCUUGGUGUUUCCACCACGGAAUCGAAUCUAGAUUUUAACGCAAACGACAUUCAAUACGGAUUCGAGGAGGAUCAUCGGAAUCGGAUUUUACGGACGUUCAUUAGGAACGCUUAUGUAUACCAUUUGAACGAGAUAUUCUCGGCGGUGAGGAACGAAUACACGGACUGGGACAAGCCUAUCCUUCAUCCUAUCAUUAUAAGGGAUUCGACGAUGGAAGCAUUGAGUGACGGUCACACCGUCGCACCUUUAAUGAGGAUCGCCUAUUAUCACGCAAGAAGGGGAGCCAAAACGUACUUCUAUCACUUUAGCCAUCAGACAAGGGACAACGGCCUUUUGCAGGAUCAGGGCGUAGCCGAGGCAGUUCUCACGUUUUUCACGAAUUUCGCGAAAACCGGCAAUCCGAACGAGCCGCACAAAAUCGAAUCGGUGGAUUACGGCACGCCGAAGGAGAAAACGCGGUAUCGCGGUCUCACGUGGGAACAAUAUGAGACUGGAACCCAACAGUACCUCGCAAUUGCGAUGAAACCGAAAAUGAAAAGCCACUAUCGUGGUCAUAAAAUGGCGGUUUGGCUGAACCUGAUACCGCAACUUCAUCGACCUGGAGACGACGAUGUCUCCAUGAGGCAUCAUCACUUUCGCGAAAGAGGCGACCACUUUUAUGCAGGACCAGUUCGGGACGAAUGGUACACUCCUCUUCCCCUCGUUGGAACAACCAAGCCAAGCGCUUCAUCGACAACAGCGUGCAGCACGUCCACGGGUGACGACACUAUCACCGAAGACAUUACACCUAUUCUGGACGAUUCGGAGGACGACGCUGAAUUGUUGCAAAGAUUAGCUUCUCGUCAUUACUACAGCACUACUACAGCGCUUGCGAUCACUGUCGGGGUCGGUUGCAUCCUGUUGGUCCUCAACAUGUUGAUAUUCGCUGGCAUUUACUAUCAAAGAGAUCGCGAUAAGAAGAGGGCAGCGAUGAACUGCACCCCAAACGGGCAGGAAUCACUGCCAAUGACAACCAGGUCGUCCAUGAAGGCUCCGGAGAGUCCAAGGCCAGCGCAAGAACCACCGCCGUCGUACACUACUCUUGCAAGAAGCCCUUCAAUCCAGGAACACCAACAGAUCGCUCAGAGUCAGUCAACGGAUCUCGACGAACAGCCGAAGAACGAGCAGAAAUCCGGCCACGGGACCAGCAACGCCAUCCACAAGGAUCCCAUCCCGCCGAAACCUCCCACGAGAACGACCAGCUCUUUGAGUACUAGCAGUGGCACCAAUACGAUUAAAAAACGUGUGCAAAUACAGGAGAUAUCCGUAUAG
Molecule: messenger RNA, 1620 nt
Organism: Heterotrigona itama
Lineage: Eukaryota; Metazoa; Arthropoda; Insecta; Hymenoptera; Apidae
Source: the annotation of a GenBank genome assembly